AUGAUCAGGCUAACUACGAAGAUUCGUCACCAUGCUUUGCCACACUGCCGUGUCUCUUUUAUACCAUGCCGUUCACUAGCAGUACAGUCGCGAGAUCCUAAGCACAUCUUCACGAACCCUUCAAAUAACGAAAUUCUGGAUUCGAAACAUUUCUUCACAAGUCCUAACGCAACUGUGGUGGCCGAAGAAGACUUGAUUGCUGCCACCAUUCAGGAAAGCAUCAAGUCGAACCGCCGUAAAAAAGUCAAACACAUCUCCAGCGCAUUUGUAGUUGCUGUUUUGGGCACUGUACUAGGCUAUUCAGUGGGCUACAAAGUGAUGUAUUUACACGAACAAGCCUUUAUACCAGCCUACCCGGUGCCCAAAAGACGCAGAUUCGACGCUGAUGAGCUGAGAUCGAUUAAUCUAGGGGAAAUAAAGGAAAUGGCCGAUUAUAAGGUGCUUGAACGAUUGUCAAUGCAUCCGAUGAUCAAAGAACAAUAUGGAGUUCCUCUGCAUCAUGCUCCUGGCGUGCCUCUCAAAAGUCGUAAUUUUUCAGUCUGGCAAGAGGAUCCCAAUCCCUGUCUUGCCGGAAUUCUUGUAAAGCCCUAUAACGCUCCUAAGGAUCAGUCUACUUGGCACACUAUCCCCUUUCUGUUCAAAUGGAGACUCAUCCAUCGCUCGAUUGACGUGAUGGACUCUGUGAACCAGCUGUUGAGCAAAUUCGGGACCGAGACCACGGAUUUGCUCGACGUGGUUAACCCGAGUCGCGAAAGUGGUGAUUUUAAAUACGAGAGGCCUAAACACUACUCACAAGGCCAACAAGCUUCGAAUCUGUGGUUCUUGGGCGAAAUGGAUCUUGGAGAUAAUGCCAUGAUUGUUUUUAAGGGCAGGUACCACGUUGACAUCAAAUUGCAACAGGUGGAUCUUCUGCGGCGUGAAAACAACGAACUAGUGCGAUACGUGCUGUACCAGGCUGACGAAAAAUAA
Molecule: messenger RNA, 969 nt
Organism: Lachancea sp. 'fantastica'
Lineage: Eukaryota; Fungi; Ascomycota; Saccharomycetes; Saccharomycetales; Saccharomycetaceae
Source: the annotation of a GenBank genome assembly